ACCGUACCAACAGUAUCGAGGGUGCGGUUUUAUAUUACUUCCCACGCUUCUCUUUCCGUUCGGUCGAGUAAAUCUCACGCUUUCGUCCGUUUUUUAACGAUCGCGCGAGUACUUUGAGGUGUAGUUAACGAGGUUGCAUUGGACCCACCUCGGCGCGAGGUUUUUCCAUCGAUAUAUCGAGCAGUGGAGUCCAUCAAGGUCGACUGGCACGCGCUGCUACAACUUCUGCUCCCGCGUGGUGGGGCGGGGGGGGAGUUCCGGCCAGACCUUAAUGGGGCUCAAGGAGGAGAGCGUCCUGCCCAUCAUGCUGAGCGUGCAGCAGCAGCAUCACCACCACGGCCUUCACGCCACCUCGAGCGCGCAGACCCAUCGUGGCAACGUGAUUGUCUCCACCAAUAGCAUGCCGACCAACAACAAUAGCGGCACUCUGCAACACGGAUGCAAGCGAUCCAAAAUCUACGGCCAGCCCACUGGGCCCUACAGUACGGUGCCGCAUCAGCCUGCCUCGGUGGCCAGGCGAAACGCGCGCGAACGUAACAGAGUGAAGCAGGUGAACAACGGAUUCGCCACCCUGAGACAACAUAUACCGCAGAGCGUAGCGCAGUCCUUAGGGAGUAGUACGACCGGGACUCACGGUGGUUCCAGAGCCGGUAGCAAAAAGUUGUCGAAAGUGGAAACUUUGAGAAUGGCGGUGGAGUAUAUCAGGAGUCUCAAGCGUCUGCUGGAGGAGCACGACGGCAACAACGAGUCCAGUGGAUCUUCACCGACUUCUUCGACGUCCUCCAACUCGCCUCUAUGUGGUUCCGAAAAUGGAGUCGGUUCCGAUUCCAGCCAUCACGCGGCAGAACUCAGACUACGUGGUAGCGUCACCGGGGAGAUUCAUCACCAUGACAGUCCGCACGGGUCCGACCUACAUCGGCAUCAACAUCUCAGGCAGAAUCCGAGUCCAACCUUCGUCCCUACGACGUGUUCAGAGGCGUCGAGUUCGCCAACGCCGAGCUUCGUCUCCGAGACCUCGUCGGCCGGGAGCCAAGGCUACAGCACGUCGGGCACGCUUUACGCGAUGCAUUCCGACAGUUACGAUAAUUACGAGCCGAUGAGUCCGGAGGACGAGGUGUUACUCGACGCCAUCACCUGGUGGCAGCAGAGUCAGUGAAGACGUCUACGUCGAUUUCGUCGCGGGCCCUUCCUCCUCAAGCAACGAGUGCAAAAGCAGGAUCGGGCCGAGAGCAAGCAUGAAUCGUACAGGGGACAACUAAGAACUACCGGAAGCAAUUGCUGUGAUCUAGUCAUAGUAUUUCUGUAUUUAUCAUCUCCAGAGCGGAUACACAUACGAAAUCCUUCGACAUACGAAAGCCUUCGAAAAUGUAUUAUCACUCUCUCUCUCAGAGCGAUGUCCGUAUUGAUGUCGAAGUCGCUCUCGAUUCACGUCGAGUUCCAAAGUACCUUGAAGCGUGAUUGAACCGUCAUUAGGCGCGCCGCCGAAUGCUGCACAACGAACGCAUUGCAAUUCUUGACGCUGUGUUAUUUUCUUGCUUUCGUAACUUAUUUUUUAGCGCCGAAACAUUUUCUCGUAAUCCCGUUGGGGUCGAGAGCGAACGUGCCCUCGAAAAUCGGCCGCGCCUGAUCGGCAAUGGAUCUAUUAUUAUUUAUACAGAACGUCCCACCAUGCGAACGGUGCAGCUGAGAAGGAAGACGUCCAAAAAUCGGGCGAGUCCUAAGAACCGCAAAGAUGCUUCUUAAUGAUUCUUUUCCGAUCACACGGCGGGACAGUGAGUUUUGCCCAAUCACUCUCUUUCACGGCUGUACCGAUCGUUGCGCGACGAUCAUCACGUCUCGAGAGAAUUCUUACGACGGACAAGCGAAGCUACCGAGAAAUCGAGAGAUUCGACGAUGUGUCAUUCCAUAAUUAUUACGCGUAGCGUUUUAUUUUAUUAUUUCUAUUAAGGUAAACUCUCUAAAAUUAUCGGUACGAGCCAGAUGGUGUCUCGAGGAGAAUUCUCGGGUAUUACCUGGGUUGAACUCCUAUCCAACUUGAAGUCGCGGGCGGCGCACGCUUUAUCGCGUCGCGCGAAAUCACCGCUGACAAAACGUGCCUGCGCGUAUGGGAGAGGUAGACUCUACCGACUCGGGGCUGUACGUGAUCCGCCCGUGACUCUUUAUCGCAUAUAAUUUACGACGCAAUGUACAAAUAAUUAUUAGCGCCGUCAAUACUCGGCUACCCGAGCGUAUUGAGUACCAACUACCUGAGUAUCCAAGUAUUGCGCAUCUCUGUAAAUAAUCGACGACUCGUUAAAUAUAUCGA
Messenger RNA from Odontomachus brunneus, 2305 nucleotides. Its product is annotated as achaete-scute complex protein T5-like. NCBI's taxonomy places the organism in Eukaryota, Metazoa, Arthropoda, Insecta, Hymenoptera, Formicidae. The record is from RefSeq and is a predicted model, not a curated record. Gene Ontology annotation, biological process: regulation of transcription by RNA polymerase II. Gene Ontology annotation, cellular component: RNA polymerase II transcription regulator complex. Gene Ontology annotation, molecular function: protein dimerization activity; RNA polymerase II transcription regulatory region sequence-specific DNA binding; DNA-binding transcription factor activity, RNA polymerase II-specific. The transcript has 2 exons. The coding region runs from base 272 to 1156 and encodes 294 amino acids.